This is a messenger RNA of Miscanthus lutarioriparius, 387 nucleotides long. The record is from the annotation of a GenBank genome assembly. NCBI's taxonomy places the organism in Eukaryota, Viridiplantae, Streptophyta, Magnoliopsida, Poales, Poaceae.
AUGGCGGCUCAUCCCCUCCUCUCCUCCGCGCUUAUUCGUUGGCGUCUUCCCCCUGUAGCUGUAGGGGAAGGGAACCGCGUUCCCCGGCUGCGCCUGACGUCAGCACGCCCAGCUGCUCGAGCGGGCGGGAGGGUGAGGUCCCUGCGCGUGAGGUGCGAGCAGGGAGCCAAGGGCGGCGGCGCAGGCGGCGGUGGGCUGGACGUGUGGCUGAGCCGCGGCGCGAUGCUGGGCUUCGUCGGGGCGGUCACCGUGGAGCUGACCACUGGCAAAGGCGUGCUUCAGAACGUGGGAUUGACCGCGCCGCUGCCGACGCUGGCGCUGGCGCUCACCGGCGUGGUCGGCGUCCUCACGGCUUUCCUCAUCUUCCAAUCUAGCUCGCGGGACUGA